Molecule: messenger RNA, 2379 nt
Organism: Aedes albopictus (Asian tiger mosquito)
Lineage: Eukaryota; Metazoa; Arthropoda; Insecta; Diptera; Culicidae
Exons: 3
Coding region: 1-2379 (792 amino acids)
Biological process (GO): DNA integration
Molecular function (GO): nucleic acid binding
Source: RefSeq, a predicted model, not a curated record
AUGAAUACGCAAUACGGCGGAGGUGACAUGGCUACCGGAUCUGGUCGAAGUCAAGCUGGAACGAUCGCUGCUGGUGCAAGUCGAAGCCACAAUCCAUUGAGUUUGCCGUCAAUUCAGUUGCUGCAGGCACGCGAUAAUUGGUCCACCUGGCGUUUUGCUGUGCAAACAUUUUUGGAGUUGGAAGAUUUGUGGGACGCUGUGAAGCCUGGAAGAAACGCCGAUGGAACAUUUGCGGAAGUGGACGUGAUGAAGGACAGAAGAGCUCGUGGCAAGAUCAUACUCUUACUGGAUCCUGUAAACUACGUUCACGUCAAGGACGUUUCAACAGCUCGGGAGACGUGGUCGCGCUUGGAGGCAGCAUUCGAGGACUCCGGUCUAACCAGGAAAGUCGGACUGCUCAGGAAGCUGAUUUCAACGACUCUGGAGAACUGCGCGUCCAUGGAGGUCUUUGUGAACAGCAUCAUCGCAACAGCCCACCAGUUGCGCGGUAUUGGUUUCGAUAUUGGAGACGAAUGGAUCGGGACGUUGCUGCUCGCCGGCUUGCCUGAAGAAUAUCGCCCAAUGAUAAUGGCAAUUGAGAACUCCGGGUUGAAGAUAAGUGCUGAUGUUAUCAAAACAAAACUCUUGCAAGAAGUAAGUAUACCUUCAACCGGGGCUGCAUACGCAGGCAAGAAGCAAGUAUGGAAGCAAAGGCAAGACGCAAAUACGAAAACGGCAAGCAACGGUCCAAAGUGUAGAAACUGCAAGAAGUUCGGAUAUAUCGCAAAAUAUUGUCCAGUGAAGGUUUCGAAGCACGAAAAUGGAAAAGCGUGGUGUACCGUAUUAUCGACGAUCGCUGAGGAUGAUCAGAAUUGGUAUUUUGAUUCGGGAGCAUCCGGCCACUUCACGAAGACGGAAGAAUUGCUGGAAAAUUCACGUAAGUGCGGUGGAAAAGUCGUUGCAGCCAAUAAAGGUGCCAUGAACGUCGUUGCGAAAGGAACGGUUAAGAUAUACCCCGAAUGCUGCCCUGAAGAUUCGCCAAUAGAGAUGCAUGAUGUCCAGAUAGUGAAGCGAGGCCACGAAGUGAAGUUCAGCAUGGACGGAGUUCAAGUCAUCAAUCCAUCGGGACAGGUCAUCGCUACUGGUUCCAGACACAACGAUCUUUUCAAGUUGGACCAACUGGUGUCACGAUCAAGAGCGAAUGAACUUCUGGAGCUGGUACAUUCUGAUAUUGGCGGACCAAUGGAGGUCUCAUCUCUGGGUGGCAGCCGCUAUUACCUGACGUUUACGGAUGACAAAUCGCGCAAGAUUUGGAUCUAUUUUCUGGAGGAGAAAUCUGGAGAAAGUGUCUACAAGGCAUUUGAAAAUUUCCGAAGCAUGGCUGAAAAGCAAACGGGUAAGCAGCUAAAAACUCUCCGAACAGACAACGGCAAGGAGUUUGUGAAUAAGCGAUUAGAAGACCACCUACAGCGUUUGGGCAUACGGCAUCAAACUUCGGCGGAUUAUACUCCAGAGCAGAACGGACUGGCGGAACGAUGCAACCGAACCAUCGUUGAAAGAGCAAGAUGCAUGCUGUUCGAAGCACACCUUCCCAAAACGUUCUGGGCCGAAGCAGCCGCGACAGCAGUGUAUUUAAUAAAUCGAUCGCCAACCAAAGGACACCAAAUGACCCCGGAAGAAGCUUGGAGUGGUAGGAAGCCUGACCUAGCCCACGUGCGUAUUUUCGGAUCACCUGCAAUGGCGCACAUCCCUAAACAAAAACGCAAGAAGUGGGAUCCGAAGGCUUUCGAGUGCGUUCUAACCGGUUUUGAUGAGGACACGAAGGCUUAUCGUCUAUGGGACCCUGCAUCAAGAAAGCUGGUCAAGUCUCGAGAUGUGACGUUUCUCAGCGAGCAAGCACAGACUGUCGUACAAGACGUACAGAUUCAGGUGAACCACAAAUCGAAGAUUGUUAGUUUGGAUUACGUGGAAGUAGCUUCAUACGAACCUCAACCCAUUCAAAAUGCAAUCGAGGAACCGGACGAAGUAACAGCCGUUGAGGCAAUCGAUGAAACAAUGCCGAGAGAUGAAACUAUUAUCACGAGUGAUGAAAGCGACGAAGAAUUUCAAGAUGAUGCAGUUCCGACAUGUUCUCAGCAUCAGGUUCCAUUCCAACAAGAAACACUACCAUUGAGACGAAGUGGAAGGGAGCGCUAUCUUCCAGACAAACUGCGUGAUUUCUUCUUUCCAAGUCGAGGUUUGUCGUCGAAUCGUUUUUCUGGUGACGAGAACGAAACUGGUGACACCAUGGAGAAUUCAAACCGGAACAUGGAUCUUGUGACGAGCCAACCUCAACAAGGACUAGUGACUAUGGAUAAUGCAACUGGCGAUAGUGACCCCCGUACUCCAGCUGAAGCUUAA